AUGUCCACUGAGGGAAAACGAAUGGAAAAAAAUGAAGAAAAGAAACAAAAGACCGAACUGCAAAAAAAAAGAAAAAAAAAAGGAAAUAACGGAAUGAGAAGUUGGGUUUCCAAUGGGGUUGUUUGCAGCUGCUUUGAUCCAUUUUUUGUUUUUGUUUUUUUCUCCGUUUCUUUUUCUUUUCUUUUCAUUGGAUCAUUGUCAGUGGUUUUGAUCGAAAAGGUUGGCUGCGCUGUUAUGUCCAAGAGCAGGCCACGCAAGCAUCGCUGUGUCGCCCAGAUGGAAGAUGGCCUGACGGCAUCCCAGAGGCUGCAACAGUGGGGUGCCGCAGCGGAACUGCUGUACGCACCGAACAGCCCGAUUAAUCAGCCCCCGUCGCCCAAGGAGCCGCACACCUUUCUCGUGGCCCGCCGCAUCGCCACUGUGAUGGCGCGCCUGAACGAUCUUUGCCAAAGGGAAUCGGAAGUUCUUCUGACACCGCGGGAUGCUCUGCUUGAGCUGGCGGACAUUGUUCGCUUUGCUCUUGUGUCAUUUCACAAGGAAGUGGUCACAGGACAGCUGGACCGGGCGCAGGUAGCCUCCGUAUUAGCGGAGUACGUUGCUCAUCGAACGGCGCCCCACGCGGGUAUGGUGGAGGGACUUCAUGUAAUUACGUGGGUGAGUAUAAAACUCCGUGUG
Molecule: messenger RNA, 675 nt
Organism: Trypanosoma cruzi
Lineage: Eukaryota; Euglenozoa; Kinetoplastea; Trypanosomatida; Trypanosomatidae
Exons: 1
Source: RefSeq, a predicted model, not a curated record